AAUUCACCAUUUUAAAAGAAAAGAUUACUCAGAAAUUACAGCAAAAAGAUAACACCAUUACCGAAACCAACACUAAACUUCAAGAGUCUAAUCGUAAAGUGGAAGAACUAACUAAGGAAAACCAAGAAAAUGAACAAGUUUUAGAAACUUUAUUUAAAGAAUUUAAAGAAUUAGCCCAGACCUUAGAAUAA
Paraglomus brasilianum is the source of this 191-nucleotide messenger RNA. The record is from the annotation of a GenBank genome assembly. NCBI's taxonomy places the organism in Eukaryota, Fungi, Glomeromycota, Glomeromycetes, Paraglomerales, Paraglomeraceae.